AUGGGGCUGUGGGAGGAUGCCCUGGGCGUUGCGAAGGCGCAGCAGCAGCAGCAGCAGCAGCAAGCUGCAGCAGCAGACAAGCCUGAAGCCUUCACUGCAGCAGCAGCAGCAGCAGCAUUCAACUGCGGCGAUUAUGAGGCGCUGCAGUUCUACAGCAAACAGCUAGAAGAGCCUUAUGCGAGGUACUUCUACACUGCAGCGGGGCAUCACGGCUUACAUGGUUCUGCUGCUGCUGCUGCUGCUGCUGCAGCAGCAGCUGCUGCAGGAGCAGCAGGAGGGUGUGAGGAUAUGAUGGAGGGUACCAGCAGCAGCAGCAGCAGCAGCAGCAACGGCAGCAGCAAAGUGCUGUCAGCCCUUCAGCUGCUGCAGGUGGAGGCCUUACAUGCUGCUGGACGAGGUGCAGCAGCAACAGCAGCAGCAGCAGCAGCAGCAGCAAGCAGCAACAGCAGCAGCUGCUUCUCCGCUAGCCUGCAGCGGCUACCCCAUGAUGCCUUGCUGCUGCCAGGGGCGCUGCGCAAGGUCGCAGCAGCAGGGAGUUUGCUGCUGCCGUCUGCUGAAGUGUAUGCGCUGCUGCGCUGCACUGCAGCAGCAGCAUGCUGCAGCAGAACGGAGGUUUAUAGCGGGUCGCUGCUGCAGCUGUUGCUGCCGCUGCUGCACUACCAGCAGCAGCAGCAGCAACAGCAGCAGCAGCAGCAGCAGCAGCAGCAGCAGUGGGACCCGUGGUGUCUGCUGCUGACAGCUCGAGAGCUACGCCGCUUGGGGCAGCAGCAGGAAGCCUUGCAGCUGCUGCUGCUCGCCACAAGCUGCAGCAGCAGCAGCAACAGCAACAGCAGCAGCAGCAGCAGCAGCAGCAGCAAGUUCAAUCUGGGUAGGCUUCAACUUCCUUCUUUGCCUCGUCCCCUGCAGGAGCUGCUGCACAUGCAUCCGCAGCAGCAGCAGCAGCAGCAGGAGCUGCUGCUGCUGCUGCGUGCAUGCAGAGCAACUGGCCCGGCUCCUGCAACAGCAGAACUAGGAGCAGCAGCAGCAGCAGCAGCAGCAGCAGCUACAGCAACAGCAGCAACUUCAGCAGCAACACCUCAACAAGAAGAGAAACUACAGGAUGCUGCUGCUGCUGCGCUGCAGUGCUGCUGCCGGCUUACUCUAGCAAACUGGAUGGACGAGCUGCAGGAGCUGCCGCUUGACUGGAGAGGCAGCAGCAGCAGCAGCAACAGCAGCAGCAGCAGCAGCAGCAGGUUCAUCUCUGCUGCUACUGCAAACUCUCUGCUGCGGUAUGCUGCAGCAGCAGAAGCUGCACCGCCUGCGCUUCGCUGCUGCUACUGCAAACUCUCUGCUGCGCCGCAGCAGCACCAGCAGCAGCAGCAACAGCAGCAGCAGCAGCAGCAGCAGCAUCAACGGGAGAGAAUGCAAGAGAAAGAAGCAGCAGCAGCAGCAGCAGCAAUGCAUGCAGAGGCUUCUGCUGCUUCGACUCUCUUCCUUGAGGAGAUGCCGCAGCUGCCUGCUGCUUUGCGGGGCUGGCAGCAGCAGCAGCAGCAGCAGCACCAGCAGCAGCAGCAGCAGCAGCAGCAAUCGGGCUGCAGUCGAGGAAGAAGUGAAGGUGUUUAUCUUUCUGCUGCUGCAGAGCAGCAGCUGCUGCUGCAGGCUCUCAAGUCGCUGCUGCGUGCUGCUCGUCUGACUGCAGCAGCAGCAGCAGCAAACACAGCAGCAGGAAUAGAGCUGUCUUUGGCGUUGAUGCAUGCGCUUGGAUUGGCAGCCUCAGCAGGUCCCGUGGUGGAGCAGCUGGUGGCAGCAGAUAUGGGUUCUUUGCUGCUGCUGCAGCAGCCGCUGCUGCAGCAGCUGCUAGCUAAAGCAGCAGCAGCAGAGACGCAGCAGCAGGAACGCCUGUACACCCAAAUGCUUAUUCAAUUCGAGCCGCAGCUAACUGUGUUCCCGCUGCUGACGAGCCUAGAGAGUGAGGGCAGUGCAGCUCUGGUGCGUGCAGCAGCAGCAGCAGCAGCAGCAGCAGCAGCAACACACGGAUCUCUAUUGAAUGAAGCAUGCAUGCUGCAGCAGCAGCUGCAGCAGGUGUCUGUACACCUGGGAGAGCGGUGGUUUGCUGCUCUUGAUGCAGCAAGUCACCUGGCCUUCGAUCAGCAGCAAACUGCUGCUGCUGUGCAGCUGCUGCUGCCGCUACACCAAGACACACUCAAAGGACCCAAGUCGCGGGCUGAUGCUGCCUUUCUGCAGCAGCAUGGAGCUGAGCUGCAGCAAGCCUAUAGCGGCCUCAAGAGAUACCUAGCCUUGGGUAAUAUAUAUACACACCAGCAGCAGCAGCAGCAGCAGCAGCAGCAGCAGCAGUAG
Molecule: messenger RNA, 2337 nt
Organism: Eimeria mitis
Lineage: Eukaryota; Apicomplexa; Conoidasida; Eucoccidiorida; Eimeriidae
Product: phosphatidylinositol 3-and 4-kinase domain-containing protein, putative
Molecular function (GO): protein-containing complex binding
Source: RefSeq, a predicted model, not a curated record